This is a messenger RNA of Closterium sp. NIES-65, 1227 nucleotides long. The record is from the annotation of a GenBank genome assembly. NCBI's taxonomy places the organism in Eukaryota, Viridiplantae, Streptophyta, Zygnematophyceae, Desmidiales, Closteriaceae.
AUGGAGCCGGCGGGGUGGCAGCAGCGAGUGGCGCUGUGCGAGCGCGUGCCCAAGGUGGAGCUGCACGCGCACCUCAACGGCUCCAUCCGCCACUCCACCAUCAGGUCAACCCCUCCCCGCUUCUCGCCUUCCCCCCGCCCCUCUCGCCCUCCCCGCCCCUCUCGCCCUCCCUGCCCCACACCAUCUCCAUGCCACUCGCGCGCGCAGUCUCCCUGUCGCGCCCCCUGCCCGCCGCAGGGCAUGCCGCCCCCCUCCCCGGAGCUGGCGGAGAAGCGAGAGGCGGAGGCGCCGCUGCUGGCGGAGGACGCACGGCGCCUCACCAACACAGCGGAGCGCAGUCUAGCGGAGUGCUUCAAGCUGUUCGCCGUGAUCCACAGCCUCACCACCGACCAUGCCACCAUCACCCGCAUCACACGCGAGGUGGUGGAGGACUUUGCAGGGGACAACGUGAGCUACCUGGAGCUGCGCACCACGCCCAAGAGCAACCCAAGUGCAGGCAUGACGAAGCAGUCGUACGUGCAGGCCGUGCUGGCAGGGCUGCACGCCGAGGCCGCGUGGCUCCAUGCACGCACCGCACACCAAGCCCCCCCCAGCAGUGCAGUGCCCAUGGUGGUGCGCCUGGUGCUCUCCAUCGACCGCCGAGAGACCACUCAGAGCGCCAUGGACACUGUGCAUGUGGCAGUGCAGCUGCGUGAUCAAGGAGUGGUGGGCAUCGACCUCUCUGGCAACCCCUCCAUCGGCCAAUGGUCCACGUUCCUCCCCGCGCUGCACCUCGCUCGCUCCCACGGCCUUCCCAUCACCGUCCACUUCGCAGAGGUGCCCAACGAGGUGGAGUCAGAGGCAGUGCUGGACUUCGCACCGGAGCGACUAGGCCAUGCGUGCUGCCUGCCGGACCACCUCCAACAAGCCCUGCUGCGCUCUCGCAUCCCGGUGGAGCUAUGCCUCACGUCCAACGUGCGCACGGAGAGUGUCACGGCGUAUGGCAACCACCACUUUGACUACCUAUACCGCGCAUCUCACCCCGUUGUCAUUUGCACUGACGAUUCGGGUGUCUUCAACACCACACUCUCACGAGAAUAUGCACUCGCAGCAGCUGCAUUCAACCUAUCUGACGACCACAUCAUCGAGCUUGCACGUAAAUCAAUCGACUUCGCAUUCCUGCCCAGUCAAACAAAAGUGCUUCUGCGCGACAGUUUUCAACAAAAGAUGACCCUUCCUGUCACAUGA